AUGCUACAGAAGUCCAAGUCUUUGGCCUAUGUUAAGGUAGACAACGCUCCGUUGACUGUAAGUAUACCACUGAAAACGCUUUACCCACAACGAAUAUCUAUAAUAUACGAAAAUCCCUUAAAUAAUAAUAUCGCUCCAUUAUAUUAUGACCAAAUCAUCCAACCGCUCGUUUAUAAACCUUGUUACCUACAGAGCUUAAUACCCUAUAUAACAUAAAGUAGAAUCACAAUAUUAAACCUGAGCUUAUUAAAGCCGCUGAACGACGACAAAGAUGUCAGACCCCCAAUCGAACGUCGCUACUACAGUAAAACCAGUCCAGACUACCCCAGUAACUACUUCCUCGGCCAAAUGAGUGUAGAUGACCAUUGGUUUGAUACCUACAGGAAGUUCAGCCCCUUACAGUACCGUAGCAUGUUCCCGAGAAGGUACUACGCCUACGGAGACUACGUACCAUCGUAUCCGUUCUACUGGUCGUACCCUGACACUUACUUCAACCGUUACAAAAAGUAUUUGUAAGUAUUUCAACGUUGUCAAGUAUAUCUCACUCAAAUUGUCAUUACAUACAUCUUGUACUAUCUUACCACAAUUACUUGUGUUUUAGCGGAAAGUCAGUCACGCCCUUCCCAAACUACAGCCAACGCUACGGUGACUCCUACUACCGACCAGAGAUACGGUCCAGCUACUACUCGCCUUACAGAUCCUGGGUUAUGUCAUUGUAA
Messenger RNA from Bursaphelenchus okinawaensis, 719 nucleotides. NCBI's taxonomy places the organism in Eukaryota, Metazoa, Nematoda, Chromadorea, Rhabditida, Aphelenchoididae. The record is from the annotation of a GenBank genome assembly.